AUGGCGCUCCCGCGAUCGUCAUCGCUGGCCGACCGACCGUCGCGGUGGGGUCGGAAUCGUUGGUUGUACGCAUUGUCUGGUACAGCAAUGGUGAUUGCCGUGGGGACGAUUCGCUACGCCACUUUGCGGAUAGCGACCGAAACUCCCGCAGCGCUCCUCGACACUCACCAUGCCGUUCUCGAAUACAUGAUCCGGACCUCCGCCCAAAGGGCGAUUCGACCACCGGCACUCGUAUUCCAACGCAACGAGUCGACAUCUUCCUUUCUCCAACAUACCGUCUGUUCCCAAUGUUACCUGACCGACUCGGGGAACCGCCGAGAAGCCUGUGGUAAAUUGAUCGCCAGUCGGAUGGCGUACAGCAACGCGAGUGAGACCGAGGCUGGUCAGGAACUGGCGCAAACCAACGACCACUGUGGACGCUGCGAUCCCCACUCGUGUUCCGUAUCCGAAAAACGCUACUGGCGGGCGGACGACGUGGCUCCUCCCGUCGUCGACGCGCAAACGCACCACCUCCGUUCAAUCCCCCGCGAAAACCGCAUCCCCACGAACGAGCUCGCCAAUCUCACCGCCUACUUUACGACACUCCCCGACGGUGAACGGCUCUUCCUUUUUGAAUUCAAUCCCACGAUUGUGACCCUCCCCACAUCCCAACGGCCCUGGCUGACACUCCCCGGGAGGGCUGCCCCGGAACAACCCGUGUAUCUGGCCGCCUACCGUGUUAGUAAUCUCCACGCCUGCAUCGUCGAACCACAAUUGCUAGAGUUCAUGGCCUCCAAGACUUGGCCCAAGAAGAAACCCCGGCAGUAUCUCGGUCUCGCUUUUUUGGAUGCUCGUUUGACGAUUCUACAAGACACCAUGCUGGAGGUACGGUCCACGAUGCCACGGUACGAGGAUCCCCGCCUCUUCGUCUUGCACGACCAACUUUACCUUGGUUCCUUCGCCCAUUUGAGGCAAGUCUAUGUUGUACCACCCCCCGAAGGAGCCGACCAUGACUUUGUUCCCGUACCCACCGUAUCCAACCACACCAAUCUGACGCUUUACGUGCACAAUCGUGUAUGCGGCAGCCGGGACUACCGCAUCCGCCGGGUGGGCAAAAAUCUGGUGUAUUUUGUCGACGCCGACAAUCGUACCGUAAUUGAACUCAUGCCUAUGGGUGACAAGGAGAUUUUGGAUCUGGAUGUGGACUGUGAUGCGGAGUGGCGCAACCAGACGUUGCCACACUAUCUCCCGGCGAAUACCAGUACACUCCCUUUUCCCUCCUUUGCCACGAUGGACGAAUUGCACUACGUAAAACACGGGGUGUAUGCACCCGCACUCACGUUCCAGCGAGGCAGCGCGUGUUGUGUAGCAAUGGAGAACCCCGAUCCCCACGGCCCGCCUCUACUUUUGGGUAUUUCGCACAGCAAAAGCCGAUACAAACAGCGAGGUCUCCCGGACGCGAACGUGCCGUUCAACUCGUACUUUUCGGCGUUCUAUGCCAUGGAAGCCAGGGCUCCGUACCGGGUGGUGGCUCGAACCGGAAAUUUCUGUUUCGGACGCUCCGCUCCCGACGAAGCGGGAGGAAAUCCCUACCCGUACUUGAAUCGGGAAAAUCUGUGGAUCGGUAGUGCACAAAACUGUCCCCGCAUUCACUUUGUGAGUGGCAUGGUGGAAAAGGCCGAUGAUCCGACCAAGCUUAUUGUGUCGUACGGCAUCAACGACUGCGUCCCCCGUCUAGUAGUCAUUGCGAAAGACGACGUAAAGAAAAUGCUGUUUGCGCCCGAGACGUUGACGGCCAAAUUUUAA
This is a messenger RNA of Phaeodactylum tricornutum CCAP 1055/1, 1785 nucleotides long. RefSeq lists its product with no specific name. The record is from RefSeq and is a predicted model, not a curated record. The transcript has a single exon. Lineage: Eukaryota; Bacillariophyta; Bacillariophyceae; Surirellales; Neidiaceae. The coding region runs from base 1 to 1785 and encodes 594 amino acids.